Molecule: messenger RNA, 513 nt
Organism: Poecilia reticulata (guppy)
Lineage: Eukaryota; Metazoa; Chordata; Actinopteri; Cyprinodontiformes; Poeciliidae
Source: RefSeq, a predicted model, not a curated record
UCUGCAUGUGUAUAAAAAGCUCUAACGACCAAAACACCAUCAGAUUUACCUUGACCUGCUCUGGGACAGAUUGUGAAGAGACGACUGUAAUCAGUGAAACAAUGCUGAAGGUCGUAUUUGUGCUGGGAUGCCUCCUGUGUCUCACUCUGGCUUAUUCUGAUGACUCGGCAUCCAGCCGGGAGAACCGCUCACUUCGGGGCCCUCAUCCUCCUAGGGGCCGUGGUCCUCCUCAUGGCAAACCAGGCCACCAUGGUGUACCUGACGAUAUCCUUCAGAAGCUUCUUGAGUUUCUGCGCACCAGUACUACCACCACUACUACUGCUGCAACUACCACCGCAGCUGCAACUACCACCGCAGCUGCAACUACCACCGCAGCUGCAACUACCACCGCAGCUGCAACUACUACCACAGUGGCAGCUACAACAUAAAGAAUCUUCUCUCCCCACUAAAUAUGGCAAAUAACAUCUCCUGAUUCUUCAUGCUGUUUCCUAAAUAAAGUACAAGUUGAAUGCA